UAUAGAUAUUAGUCAGGUUUUUAAUCGAAAUCCACAGCAAUUAGAAUUCGCAAUAGUAAUUUCAUUGUUAUGCCCUACUUUGUGAAAAAAAAUAAAAGCUAGAUUCAGCUGUUGAUAAUUGCGGUUCUCUACGUGUAGCAUCGAGGUGAAUGUUUGUGAGCGGUGAAUGAGUUAUAUGUGCCUGUUUUGCAAGUGACCUGGAGGCAAUUUUCCAAACUUCCAUAGACGGUGAACAAUAGCGACGUAACGGACGUGUUUUUUCACGCGAAAUUCAAAUCGAUAGGAGAAAAAAAUGUCGCGAUCCAUUCGCUACCGUCAUUGUCGUCGCCUAGAGCCAGGCGCGUGCAUGCUGCCUGCCGUUUUGUGAUGGUGUUGAGAAGUAUCGGAAUUUAGUGCGACGUUUACGUUGAUGACCUGCAAACGAGAGUGAGAGCUCGCCUAUGUGGAGACCAAAGCGAAAUCGUCAAUGUCCAAUGCUGGUGGUUACACCUGACGACGCAUGCAGUUAGGGUAAAGAACUGUGCUGUGGACGUGGACGUAUUUCGACAAAAUUAAAAACAAACACUUUUAUUCUAACGAUUGAAUGCGUUAUAACAAGUGCUAUGUGUGGAUUGCAGCCUAAUCUAAUGCAGGCUAAGAACACUUUGUGUACCCUACGUGUUAUGUUCAAACAUUCAUUCGGAACACAGUAUAUCAGCUCAUAUGCAGACUACGUGACACAUGCCCAUUCCGUUCCGAGUUGAAUGUGCAAAGUAUGCGAAGCCUCUGGAAAUGAAUGAACUUAUUUGAAUAUUUAAAAGGUACGAGAAUUGAAAGUGGUAUCAUCAGUAGGAGGUGGUUACGACGGAUAGCUAAACAAACAGAAAUUCUUCCAUCUGUGUCAUCGCCCCUCGGCCAAGCUCCGAAGAGCAAGCAAUUAAGUUCAAUUCAAGGAAGUUGUAGCUGAGUGCUUCAUAGAUAAAAAUACAAAGUGCAAAAAAAAAUCUUCAUAUUGAUUCAUUCAAAAUUUUCGAAAUUGCGUUCCGACUAAUCUCCGAACAAAGAAGCAAAUGUGAAUCCCUCGAACCAGGUUUGUGGGAAAACAAGAAAUAUUAAAUCAUCACCGACGACGACAACGACGACGUGCAUACAACAGCAAAAAAACGAAGCUGCAACAUCACCAGCCAUGAAAAAGAAACACGCAGUCCAACAAGCAUCGAUCUGAAGAAAUCCGACAUCAUCGCCAAACAGUCGAUGUCGUGUCAUGCAAAAUCAGUGUCGUCGACGACGACGAAGAGGACACCCGUCUGCGACAAGCGGCAAGCCGGUUAGUGGUGGGGGCAACCGUUGUUGUCGCGUGUAUAGUGUGAUGAAGUGAAAUUUUCAAGUUUGCUAAAAAUAAAAUAUUCAAAGCCAUCGAAGAGGUUGAAACAGUGAAUUCGAUUGUGUCUUAAUAGGUGCCGUCGUCCGUGCCAUUCGACUCGAAGGUCCCAACCCAAACGCCGUGAAUAGGGGGUCUUUUGAAAGUGAAAGAAAUAAGCACCCUCGCGAGUGUGGUUAGCUUUCGGAAUAAAGGAAGGAUGUGAUCAAAAAUAUGUUGUUAGAUGUGUAAGGUACAAACGAGUGAAGUGCAAUUGAUUGAUUGAUUGAUUGUUCGGGGGCCAUCGGGUGAACGGAAAACCCAACUUGUUAACGAUCGAUGAAAUAGGAACCUCACCUUGGGAGGAGGAGAAGUGGCUGCAGUAACACGCCAAGAUGACCAUUUCAUAUUCUGCCGAAGUGCCCAAUGGCAGCAAUUUCGGAUGUUUCUGGCGCAUUCUUUGGAAAUGGCGUGGCAGUGUAUAUAAAGCCAUUUGGCGAGAGUUACUAGCAUAUUUAUGCGUCUACUACACACUAAAUUUCACCUAUAGAUAUGGUCUGAAUGAAGAAGGAAGAAGAGUAUUCGAAAGGAUACGGAAUUACUGCGGGCAGCAGCGGGAAAACGUGCCACUCUCGUUCGUUCUGGGCUUCUAUGUGAGUCUGGUGGUGAAGAGGUGGUGGGAGCAAUACCGUUUGCUGCCCUGGCCCGACACGCUUGCCCUAUUCGUCAGUGCUGCCAUCCAAGGCCAUGAUGAAACUGGCCGACUGAUGCGACGAAACAUCAUGCGAUACAUGGUCCUCGCCUACGUUAUUACUCUGCAGAAGAUUUCCCUGCGUGUGAAGCGUCGCUUUCCAACCUGGCAACACCUGGUGGAUGCCGGUUUGAUGCUGGAAAGCGAGCGGAAAAUAUUCGAAAUCAUGGACUCCAAGAGUCCCAUGUCCAAAUACUGGAUGCCCCUGGUAUGGGCAACCAACAUCAUCAACCGUGCCAGAAAAGAUCAGAUGAUCCCAUCCGAUCACAUUGUACAGACUCUGCUGAUGGAGCUGUCCGACAUCCGACGACGGUUAGGCGGUCUCAUCGGUUACGACACGGUCUGUGUACCGUUGGUAUAUACACAGGUAGUCACGCUGGUGCUGUAUUCCUACUUUACGGCGGCCAUCAUGGGCAGCCAAAUGAUCCCAACGUUCGACCCCAAGACCAACACCUACAUGGAACUGGAUGUGUACUUCCCACUGUUCACAGCACUACAGUUCGUGUUUUACGUUGGUUGGUUGAAGGUUGCCGAAGUCCUUAUCAACCCAUUCGGUGAGGACGAUGAUGAUAUUGAACUGAACUGGUUGAUCGACAGACACAUUAAGGCAUCAUACAUGAUCGUCGACGAGAUGCACGAUGAACAUCCCGAACUACUGAAAGAUCAAUACUGGGAGGAAGUGGUGCCAAAAGAUUUGCCAUACACGGUUGCGUCCGAACACUACCGACGAGAAGAGCCGAAGGGAUCGGCUGAACACUACGUCGUCAAGGAAUCCGAAGCGGUCUACGCGAACAUCGGAGGUGGUAAACGUCCUGUGAACGACGAAGUCUACGCUGAUUAUGAAAGCGUAGACACUCCUAUGGCCGAACGCCGUAAGGGCUGGUUCGGUCGACAGAUGAACAGAUUUUCGAUCCGAAGCGCUUCGACGACCUACUCAUCCGGUCUGUUCAAGCGCCAUCGAAACAACUCGGUGUACUCUAGUCCGGAGGCUGGCAUCACACAACCGAUUGCCGUUGGGGCUCCGAUGCAAAAAAUCAGCUUCUACGACAAGUUCGUGAGGAAAAAAUCCGGACAUCAUCCGCGGCAGAUAGUUAAACAAAAUUCCAAACUGAGCCUUAACGGGUCCGUUAUUUCAAGUGUGCCACCGAAGGCCCGGCCUCGCAUUCCUACUCCAGACGUUGCCAAGGAUAGCAAAAUGCAUCCACUAGCGAACAUCGCCACCCUGCAGGACCGGACGUCCAACAUUGCGUCCGGCGUGGCGCUGAUGACCACUCAGCUGGCCAACAAUCCGUCCAUUUACCCGGCGUCUACGCAGUCGCAGUACAACAGUGAUCUACCGGUAGUGGGUACACUGCUGCUGGCUCCCAUCAAGGAGCUCGACUCGAACUCGGUGUCCAAUACUCUGCACGCCGGCCAAUCGGCAACGGCGGCCCUAGCGAAGUCCAUUCUGCCGUCCAAUAUCAAAAGUUCUGUUACCACCUUCACCAAGGACGGCACCAACCUAGAACUGGCACUCAGCAACACCUCCACGCUGGGUAAAGCCGGCUCGCUCGGUGCCAACACGGUCCUAGUCCUACCGGCAGCCACCGCCGGCACCAAUGGCUCCAUCGACAGCACCGACAACGGCGGAACAACCACAGCGACCGCGGCCAACCUGGUUCCGGCCACGGCCGUCCCGGUGACCGUUUCCUCCGAUGCCAUCCCCCUCGCGAUUACCUCGAUACCGCUGACCUUCACCGUGACUCCGGUCACCACCACGGCGGCAAACGCCAGCACAGGAACCAUCAUUACCGAAUUGCCAUGCGACAACGGUGUCGAGGUCAGCAGCACCGUCACGCUGAACAAUGAGAAGAAAUCAUCCACAUCUGAACCAUCGUCGUCCGCUGCAUCCACACUUAGCAAGCGGAAACCGAAGCAUAGUGAAGUUUAUGUUUGAGCCGUCCGGUCUGUGGGUCGAUUCGCAUGAUGCUUGUGUGUAUAUGGGUGAAGAAUGCGCUAGCAAUACGGUGUUACAUUCAGAGACACGCUUCAUAAUAUGAUCUGAUGGAGGUUGUAGGUUGUAGGUCUAUACAGUUAUGGGCCCAUACUACCUCAAUGAUUUUAAGCUUCUUGUUAUUUGGCAAAGU
This is a messenger RNA of Aedes albopictus (Asian tiger mosquito), 4216 nucleotides long. RefSeq names its product bestrophin-2 (gene Best2). The record is from RefSeq and is a predicted model, not a curated record. The transcript is spliced from 9 exons. Lineage: Eukaryota; Metazoa; Arthropoda; Insecta; Diptera; Culicidae. Gene Ontology annotation, molecular function: chloride channel activity. The coding region runs from base 1735 to 4026 and encodes 763 amino acids.